Molecule: messenger RNA, 2157 nt
Organism: Psylliodes chrysocephalus
Lineage: Eukaryota; Metazoa; Arthropoda; Insecta; Coleoptera; Chrysomelidae
Source: the annotation of a GenBank genome assembly
GUUAAACCAGUAGAAAUGUUUAAAAUUUUAACUAUUUUUUUAGUGACUUGUUAUGCUUUCGGUAUAUGUGAUCGGGAGUGUGGUUUAGAAAAUAUAGUUUGCAAUGAUUCUGCUAAAUUUAGAAGCAUUGAUGGAUCCUGUAAUAAUUUAAAUAACCCAAUUUGGGGUACAAGCUAUUCAGUAUACGAUAGACUACUUCCACCUAAAUAUGGAGACAGUAUGCAUUCUUUUCCAAAAGCACUUAGUGGUAAAAGAUUGCCCAAUGCACGGAAGAUGACAACUAAAAUUUAUUCAAAUUUUAUGCCCGAAACCAUUUCACAGAUCAGCCUAAGUACCAUGCAAUAUGGAAAUAUAGUGGCCAAUGACAUGAGUUUUACAUAUUUGCCUUCAAGUAAUAUCGAUUGCUGUACAGAAAACUUGCAACGUUUGGAUAAAAAAGACGAGCCUAAAGAAUGUGCACCAAUUCAAGUACCAAGUGAUGAUCCAAAAUUUAGUUUUAUAAAUGCCACUUGCAUAUCAAUGACACGUACAAUCACAAAUAAGGAGAAAAAUUGUUCACAAUCUCUAAAACAUAACGAGCAGUUGAAUCAAGUGAACAGCUACUUGGAUUUAUCAAUUAUUUAUGGAAACACUCAUAAAGACCAUAAAACUAUUAGAUCUUUUCAAAAUGGAACUCUUCUGGUAGACAUCAGAAAUAACUAUGAAUGGCUUCCAAGUACAGGUUCAGACAAGUCACUCUGUGAAGGAAAUUUAAAUUCUGAUGAAAUCUGCUAUCGCUCAGGUGACAAAAGGACUAACAUGAUUCCCCAGCAAACCUUAUUACAAACCCUGUUAGUUAGAAACCAUAAUCUUAUAGCAAGAAAUCUUCAAGAAAUAAACCCAAGUUGGAAUGAUGACAGGCUAUUCGAAGAAGCUAGACGUAUCAAUAUUGCUGGACACCAAUUUAUAUCAUACUACGAGAUGUUACCUUUAUAUCUUGGAACAGAAAAUCUCGUAAACAGAAAAAUAUUGUACGAUACUGAUGGGUUUGUAAAUGAUUAUGAUGAAAACAUGAGACCACAUAUACUUAAUGAACACGCUCAUGCAGCUUUUAGGCAAUUUCAUUCUCUUAUUGCUGGAAAGUUGAGUGCUUACAACCCAGAUGGUUAUUCAUACGAUAGUCUUGUACUUAGAGACCAUCUAAAUCGUCCAGCGGCUUUGGAAAAGUACAAACUAUUUGACGGAUUACUUAGAGGAUUGGCAAUGCAAAAUCAAAUGGAAUCUGAUAUUUACUAUGAUCCAGAAAUAACCCAAUGUGCCUUCUUACAUCGGUUGAGGUUUAGAGGUGAUAUAAAAUCUUUGGACAUCCAAAGAUCCAGAGAUCAUGGCAUUGCAUCUUAUAAUGACAUGAGGUCUUAUUGCGGUAUGAAAAAAGCAAAACAAUUUAACGAUUUUUUGGAUGUAAUGGAUCAAGACAAAUUGGAUCUUCUGUUGCCAUUUUACGAAUCACCAGAUGAUGUAGAUUUAAUAGUUGGAGGAUCAAUGGAACGAAACGUAGAAGGCACUUUAGCAGGUCCAACUUUUCUAUGUAUUCUCUAUGAGCAAUUUUACAGAACCAGACGAAGCGAUAGAUUUUGGUUUGAAAACGAAGCUAACGGUUUAACAUUAGAACAACUGAAAGAAAUUCGAAAAUUUUCUGUUUCAAAAUUAUUUUGUGACAAUGGAAAUAACAUUACGCUUAUGCAGAGACAAGGAUUUUUGCCAGUUUCAGAAAGAAAUCCACGUAUAUCAUGCAAGGAUAUUAAAGGGAUAAAUUUACUAUUGUGGAAAGAAUAAUAAACGAUAGUCAUGAAUAAUAAAUUACUGUUACUGCUUAAUAUAACCAAUAAAAAAUAGAAACAGAAAGAAGUUUUAAUAAAUUUUUUGAUUAUUUAAACAACUCUUUUAAAAACGUUGUUAAUGAUAUAUUAAUUUUAUUUUAUAAUUAAAAGCUUGAAAGGAGGAUAUGACUAACAAGGACAGAGAUAUAAAUUAGGUCGGUGAUAAAUACACAAGCUUGAGUUAAAUGUAAAUUUUAAUUUGAAGAAAAAUUAUUUCCAAAAUUAUAAUAAAAAGUACCUAACUAAAUAUUGAAGCUUGCAAAACAUUAAAGUUUUUCUCUGUAUAAUCAAGUCGAAC